CACGGCGUGCCUCGUCUUAUGCUCUUUGAAUGCCUCUUCCUCAUAGUGCAUAAAUUACGUGAUCCACUUAACUUAGGUAGACGGGGCCCUUCACCGACACUGAGCAGUGACUCCAGUUGAUUGCUCUUCUUCGUUGACCCCCAAAACGAUCCUACGUUGGUUAUACGUUAGGUUCGGCGCAUAACAUAUGGUGCGACUGCUUAUACAGCGUGGGCUUUAGUUUUAGGCUCUGACGCGAUCGAAGGCAACAGCGCAGCGGGCACACACGGUAAUUAGUAGAAAUGCACGGACGGCGGAGUUCAUCGAAGGCUGAUGUCAUCAGGGGUUGGCAUAAGGCGCUGGCUGUCGUCGUUGGCAUCCUUGCGGGCUACCUCUUGGGUGGCGUGUUAAUGGAAACAGCGGACUUGCUGUAUUCUACCCCGGUGACACCAACGGCUGUGACGUUGGGCGGCAAGGCUGCAACCCAAGAGAAUAAGGAGGCGAAGGUAGCUGGGGACACCAUUCAUUCAGUGCUUACCAGCAACGGCAGCCCCUACCAGAACUUCCAAGGGCGGAUCAUGUACGGCACUUAUAAGCUCGUACAGAAGAUGCCCGGUGGAGAGAAGUUGACUGGCUUCACGCGCAUCCUGCACCGCAUGAAGCCGGACGAGCUCAUGGACGAGAUUCCCACCUUCCGCGCCGACCCGCUGCACCCCAAGUGCGACGAGUGGUGCGACUUCCCGGUGGCUGACCGGCCCAACGCGGUGCAGCAGUGGAUCAACGCCGUGGAGAAGGACCCCAGCAUGGUGAAGGGAGCGUGGAUUCUGCUGCUGGAGUGCGACUAUGUGUGGAUGCGACCUGUGCAGGCGCCCAAUGCGUACGACCCCAAAUCUUCUGGGCUCCAGUUCUUCUUCGACUACAUCAUGCCGGACCAUCCAAAUGCAAGGCCGCAUAUGAACAAGCUAUCGGGCGGCCGGGUGCCUACUGACAAGAUCCCAGCAUCCGGCCCGGCCCCCGUGCUGAUUCGCUUUACGGACCUUGUGGGUGUGGUGCCCGAAUGGGAGCGCCUGGCAGCUGCCAUUGAGGCUGACCCCGAGGCGGUGAAGCAGCUGGACUGGGUGCGCGAGAUGUACGCCUGGGACAUUGCGGUGGCGCUGCGCAACGUGAGCAUUGUGACGGAGAAGCCGCCGCACAGCCACCUCAUCGCGCAGCCGCCGCAUGACUUGACGCUUGGAGAUGCGGCCAUGUUCCAUUACACCUGGGGCUCGCUCUACCACGAGAAUGGCAAGGAGUUCUGGCGGUGGGAGAAGCGCGACUUCACAUCCCGCGAGGUGGCGCUCAAGGUGCCGCUACUGAAGAUGCCUCCGCAGCCGUGGAAGGAGGGCUGGGUGCUGCAGGACGGCCUGCCUGUGACCAAGGAGCUGCAUGAGACGAACACGGCCAUGAUUGGCCAAAUGAACAAGGCGAUUGCACUGCUUCCCGACUUGUCGAAUGCGCCGCAGCGCACGUAACGCUCGGAUGCGUGAUCCCGCUGAUCCCACUUAGCUCUAGUAGCAGGCGAUGGAUUGGCGUUAUGGCGAUGGUGCUGACUUAAGUUGAAAGGAUGCAAUCGACUUGGAUGUAUGUGAACGGAGUGGAGUUUAUGGGUGGGCUGGGAAUAUCGUACCUGACGGGACGUGAGACUUGGGGCGAAAUUGCUGUCGAUUUUGUGAUCAGGUGUGUAUGGUACUGUGGGUUGCCUGGUGUGAAGUCGAACUUCGAGGCUAUGUUGCUAAACAGCUAUGCGCAUUUGUUUGGUUAUGGACUUGCGAUCCGGUACGUUAUACCAUAUAGCUGGCUGACCUGCUGCAAGUUCGGCACUGUGGCACGGUAGACGACGGUAGGUUAGAGCGGUUAGGUCGCUAGGCCUUUGCUGAACGAAAAAUGGAAGGAGUGCCCUGGACUGUCCUUGUGUACACGUCUAGUAGACGGUUCCUACUGAUUUGUGGACUUCACGGACUUGGACCGCAGCGCUGCCGAAGUACGACCGCCAAGGGCUUCGCCUAUCCAAUUUUGCUGCGAAGAUUUUAAUAACACUUCGUUAGCUUCUGUGAUGCUAUAAUUGGUCCGCACAGGCAUACCACUAUUAAGGAAAGCCUGCACUUAUCAAUUCACUGCAACGCAGUUGUCUCAACGAUUGACAAUUACCGUAACGAAAAACACCUUUUAGGAAACCAAAGUAAAUCCUAACGCAUAGUAUACGGCGCUCAGCUUACAACAAUAACUAGCGAAGUCCAUUGACAUGGUCUUAAUAAGUUGACUCCGGCGCUGCGUGCCGGAUUGUUUGUGCCGGCAUCACCGGCAUAAAUGUCAGGAUUCGGACUAUCUGCUGAAUUCGGCAACAAUGGGGGCUUACCAGCGCCAAGGUUCGGGAGCAAGGUUUCAGCCUCUGGUUCGGACUUUGCCGCUGAGUACAGCUUUGGUGGCGGUAUUUCAUCAGCCCAACCGCAGCGCCCCCCUUCCAGAGUGGAUGACCUAGCGCUCGCAGCACAGCUUCCACCGCCAAGGCCGCCCUCCGGCGAUGGAUAUGGGCUGGCAGCGGAGGCAGCGCCCUCAGCUCCACGUAGCAUAGCGGAGGAUGAAGACCCAGUGUUUAAUACGCCGACCUCGAGGCGUAAUGGAAGGCCGCCGGUGCAAGCUGUAGAUAAUGAGCCGCUGGCGGGGCCGUCAAGGCGACCAGGUCCCGUCAGCUCCAAGUCCCGAUUGCGUCCGGGUGCUCUACCAGCGCGCCCGGACUUGGAUUCUGGGCCGCAGCGGGACAACUUUAGGCGGCCACAGCAGCUGCCGCCACCGAACUUGUACCCAGGAGAUGACCUGGGCGGAGAUGUCCCAGCACUGGGGCCAAGGGUACCUUCGGAUGGCCCUGCUUCACGGCUAGCGCGAGAGCGGGCCCAAACGUUUGAGGACCCAGCGGACCGGUACGCACGGGAGCGCGCUGAGAAGCUUCUUAGCCGUCAAGCGGCACCUCGCGUCGCGCAGCAGCAGCUGGACCGUCAGGAACUGGAGCGCGCGGCCACCACGAUUCAGCGCUACUAUCGUGGACACCGGGUACGCAAGACGCUGUCGCCUGGCGCUCCCAUGUUCCGGAGGGCACAACAGCCGUACGAAGCUGGGGCGCCGGCUGUUGUCGAAGGGCAGUUUGGGGCCACACCCGACCAGCAGCUGCUGGGAAGGGUGCGGUUCAACCCGGAAACAAGUUUUGAGCCGCGCAGGGCGCUGCCCAACGUCCCUAUCAUCGACAUUGACAAGAUGCCCAAGUACGGCGUCCUCGCUCAGCCCUUCCCUCGUGCGGAGCGCCGUGCCGGUACCUUCAUCGAUUUCAACCGGGAGACCAACACCUUUGUCAAGAACCGCGACGUCCUGCGGGAGGCGCUGGAGCACAAGCGGGGCUACCUGGAGCAGCGGCCGCUGCUGCAAUGGGCGGAGUUCACGGGGCGGCAGAAGCAGCGCUACGUGCCCAUCGUGCCGGAUGCGCAUCGCCGCAUCCUGCCUGAGACUCAGGGCUACCGGUUGCGCAUCCUCAAGGUCGCCGACAUGCCCAUCAACACCACCUUCGACGGCCGUACAUUCGAGUUCCAGUUGAGCGUGUCGCUGUACGACGAGGCGUACGGCACGUUUUACGGCAACACCUGUUACAGCAUGCCGGACACGUACGACCGCGGGCGUGCGCAGGCGCGCAACGCCAUCGAUCUGGACAUGACCUUUGACGUGUACUACCACACCACGGUUUCGGAUCCGCGCUGCAUGGCGGUUGUUGAAGUUAUCAUGCUGGAGCGAAUGUUGGACGGAGUGGUCAAGGGGCAGUACUCGCUCGGCUGGGCGCUGCUGCCGCUAUUCCGGGUUUCCCAAGGUGCCGUGUCACCCGGGGCUCCGCUGAGCAGCGGCAUGCAGCUGGACAGCGCGCCGGGGCGGCCGCUGGCGGUGCCGCUCAUGGCGGGCACCCCGCGCUACCUGCUGUUCCGCAACGUCUACAACGAGGACCUGAGGCCGCCGAAGGUCAUUCCCAACGCCUCCAUCCUCUUCCAGGCGGAGGUGUACCCCGCCAUGGAGCCCUACAUCCCUCUGCUCCCCGAGGACUUCCUGGUCACCUACAGCGACGUGGUGCCCGGCCUGCGCCGCUUCAACGUGGCCGGCCUGCUGUCCACCUCCACCAAGACCGUGAUCUCCACGCUGGCCUCGCCCAUGCUGAGCCCCACCUACUCCGUCAUGCUGCGGCGCAUGCAGCUAGCGCUGCCCAUGCGCGUGCAUGACCUACUGAUGGGCCUGGAUGCACGCAGCGGCAUGGCUACCGGAUACGUUCCACCGCCAGGCACCGCCGCUUCUCAGGCGCCCAUCUACCAAACACCCUCCACUGGCACGCUGUCGUACGCCAUCCGCGUCUCGGUGCACAACGGCCGCAGCUUUGUGGGCCCUGCGUACGAGCUGAACGGGCUGACGCACCUGGACGUGCCGGGCUGGAAGGUGCUGCAGGUGCCCACCCCGCACCCCGUGUUCGACUAUGUCAUGGCGGACUCGCUGGUCACCAUUGUGGUGGAGCUGAUGGCCACUCCUCCGCAGCCCCAGCCGCCCCCGGGCAUGGCUCCGCUGCAGUACCUGGUGGGAUACACCGCCUUCGUGCCCUUCUCCGAGCUGCAGCCCGACGGCAGCGGCGCCAGCGUGGCGGUGGGCGUGCACCGCUACGCGCUGCGGCCGCCCAAGCCGCUGCUGCUGCGCCACCAGCCGCCGCUGAACUGGCGGGCGCUGCUGGGCGACAUGAUGAGCCAGGAGAUACCCGACCCGAUGGUGGAGUUCCAGCUGUUUGAGACAGCCCGCACGCCCAUCCUGCCGCCGCUCAAAAAGGUCUUUGCCGUCAUUGAGGCCCAGCGCGAGGACGAGGCGCAGCUGGGAGACCAGCCGCUGGAGCAGCUGCUGCAGCCCGUGCCGGUGCCGCAGGAGAUCGUGCCGCCGCCCGAAAUCAACGAGGUGGUUUCGGAGCCGCUGCCGCCACCACAGUUGCCGCUGGAGCCGAUGCUGCAGCAUGAGCAGCAGGCGCUGGUGCCACAGCAGCCGCAGCAGUUCUUCGUGCCUGAGGAGCUGCCGCCCCCGGAGCAUGCGUCGUCAAUGGACCUGGGUCGGCUGCCGAGCAGGAGCAUAGCCCGAAGUCUUCCGAGCUCCCACAACUGGGCAGCCCAGGCUCCCCAGGUAGCCGCCAUCCCGCCGGAGCUGCAUGAGCUCACCGCGGCCAUGCAGCGGCAGCUGGAGCUGCUCUCGCGCGCAGUGGACGAGCUCAAGGACGAGCGCAAGUCCAUGCGCAACUCCUUCCUGGCGCUGGCGGACAGGGGCGGCGGCGCCGGCGAUGACGUCAGCCAGAUGCGCGACAAUGCCGCCGCUAGCGUGCAGCGCUACUACGAUGCGCAGCGCGCCCGGCAGGCCAACAUGCAGCCCUCGCCUGAGGAGCUGCAGCGCUUCCUGGACAUGGAGCCCACCCGCAACUUCGGCGACCAGGCAACCUUCAGCGGCGCGCAGGCGCCCGAGGGCAAGCAGCCCGGCUCGGCGCCCUCUCGGGUGCUGCUGCAGCAGCUGCAUGACGCAGGUAUGCUCGACGCGCUUCCCGCCGAUGUACAAGCCAUCCUACGCCGCCGUGGCCCGCCACGUGGGCCCUCCACCACGCCCUUCGACCUCGCCAUUGAGGCGCGUGACCCACGGGUCGCCUCCGACGUCGUCCUGCAGUUCCUUGCCUACCGCCACCACGACACCCUCAACGCGCCCGCCAACCUCAAGUCCCUCUACCUCACCUUCCAGUUCUACCACUUCCCGCCCACCACCAGCGAAAUGGCCCUCCUGCUGCCGGUACGGCUCACCGAAGAGGCGGCGGCGCCCGACGGCACCUGCGUGCUGGUGCCUGCUGACCCUUCCAAGAAGGGUGCGGGCCUGGUGAUGAAGUUUGAGGUGGACGGCGGUACGGAGGCGGUGCCUUCCGGCCAGACGGCGCAGCAAGCGGGCUUUGAGGCCUCCAUGGCGUUCGCGCAGUACCUGGCGCACAAGACGCUGCACUUGGACGUGUGGGACGGCGAGUCGCUUCUGCAGGUCGGCACCGCCUCCGUGGACCUGCAGCCGCUGCUGCGCCAGGGCCGCGACUUCUCCGAGCUGCUGCUGGAGGUACCCAUCCUGGACCAGGCGGCGGUGGCGCCCUCUCUGCAGGGACAGAGCUUCGCAGAGGCGGCGUACAACGCAAACACGGGCCAGAACGACGCCAAGGCCACCGUCAUCUCCCGCGGCUCGCUGGUGCUGCGGCUGCUCAAUCUGGGCCGCGACUCACGCAACGCGGAUGCCAAGCUUCCCGAGUUCGACGACGCGCACAACCGGCCCAGCAAGAAGCGAGUGCGCGCCAAGCCGGCGUGGGAGGUGCCGCAGUCGGCCAUUGCGCGGGAGCUAGUGGCGGGGGCGGCAGCCGGCGGGCAGCAUGCCGGGUUCCUGUCGCCUGACCAAGUCCCGGCGGCAGGCGCCGCCCAUGGACCCUCCGCCUCAUCUGGCCUGGCACCGCCGGGGGAGGAUGUGAAGCUGCGCAUCCUGGAGCAGAGCCACCGCAAGAGCGCGCGCGUGCAGCAGUACCAGCGGCUGGCUGCGGCUGCAGCGGUGGAGGACGGCAAGGCGGACACGCGCCAGUCGUCUGCCCCCGCCGCCGGCGCCUACCGCGGCGCAGACGACCAGUUCCGGCGGGUCCAGAGCCAGCUGCUGGCGGACGUGUCGGCCGCCCGCAGCCGCCGCAAGCACGAGUUCAUUCUGGAGCAGCUGCGGCGCAGCAUGGUGACGCGGCGGGUGGUGCGGCCGGCGUACGGCGAGGUGCUGGUGUACGAAUACGAGUUCCAGAACCCCUACAGCCAUGAACAGACAUUUGAACUGCGCAUCAGCGCCCCGCACGAGGUGAGCGUGCUGUCCCGCCAGGAGGACUACCGCGCGCUGCGGGCUGCCAACGCGCGCUUCUUGGGCGUCGUGUCGCAGCCGGUGGGGCCGCUGGAGCAGGAGAUCAUGAGCGGCAACCGGAUAUACCUGCAGGCGCACGAACGCAUCACACUGCCAUUCCGGCUGCAAUCCUUCGAGCCGCCGGAGGGAUACAAGACCGCCAACCCCUCCGCCGCAGCCACCCCCGGCCAGCCCCACGACCCGGCGCUACGUGGAGCAGCCGCCAACGCCAGCGUCGCUGCUGCGGCCGCCGCCGGACUGCGGAGCCCUCAGCACAGGCAGCGCGUUGCAGGGGCCGCCGCAGCAGGCGGCGGGGGCGGUGCGGGCCCGCAUGCGUCCUCCCUGCCUGCGGGCCACUCGGUGUUUGUGGAGCUGAUCAGCACCAAGGACGAUGUGCCUGUGGCGGUGCUGGAGCUGGAGGUCGUGCCGCGACCGCUCAUCAUCGACCGAACCUUCAGGUACUACCAGUCCGAGCGGCAGCUGCUGCGCACCACCAUCAAGCUCCGCAACCUCCCCGGCUCCCAGGCCGCCUUCCUCACCGCCGCACCCGGCGCGCUGCGUAACGCCUGCGCCGCCUGCAGCCACCCGGACGUCAUCCUGGGGGUGGGCAGCUCGGCGCUGGCGGGCGGACCCGACCGCGACGAGGUGUACGUCAAGUACAAGGUCGGAGCUGCGCCCGAGGUGGCUCACUUCUACGUGCUGCUGUACCUUGAUCGGCUGAUGGCGCGGCCGGUGGAGGUGUGGCAGGUGUUCGUGCAUGCGCUGCGCAAGGUGGACAUGCGCGCCAUGAUCGGGCAGACCAGCCAGGCCAGUGUGGUGGUGCGGGGGGUGGUGUCGCGGCGCGUGGCGGCGUACACCACCCACCCGGAUGAGCUGACGGUGUCCCCCGACUCGUUCGUGCUGGUGGGCGGCGCGCUGAGCGAGCUGCUGCUGAGCUUCCGGCCGGUGGCGGCGGGGCUGCGCGACAUCAAGGUCAACCUGGUGGACAGCGAGAGCCGCGAGCUGGUGUACGCGCUGCUGGUGGCGGCGGAGGCGCAGGGGCCGCUCAUCAGCAGGACCUUCGAGGUGGAGCUGCCGGUGGGCGCAGUGGCCAACAAGAAGAUAACCUACACCAACCCCUACCAGCAAUACCGCGUAUUCACGCUGCGAUCCAACCAGCCCUGGCUCGUGCACUUCACGCCGCCGCGGCUGCAGAUGCCGGCAGGCGCCACACGACCAGUGGGUCUUACCUUCGACGCACGCGCCGCGACGGCGGGCAUUGUGGACGCGCUCGUGUUCAUCAAUGACGACGAGGACAAGACGGAGGAGUGCAUGAAGAUCCGCGUGCGUAUAUACAAGUAGAUAGCCGUGGCAUGCCGUACCGUGACAUGCAUGUUUCGUGUGCGCGUGUUUGUAAACGUAUGGAUGACCCAACAGUACAUAGGAGUUUGGUGGCGUAAGGCCUCCAAACGCUCAUGAUGUGUCGUGGCUGGGUGCGCCGCGGUAAGGUGGGUCGUGUUGUUGGUUGCAAGAUGCAAUGUAAGGAUAUUUAUGGAUUACGGUUCUUGUAGGUUCGACUUGCUACCAUACCCGGUUGUUGGAGUGGAGUCCUGUGUUGCUAGUCGUGCUUGAUAGGACGCGAGUCUUACCGGCUUGCACUAAGUGUGCAUGAGGAUGUUACACUGAGCUACACUAUUGCUAACGGUGAGGCAAGGGAAAACGGGCAAUACACAGUCCUACUGAAAGCAACCUGACUGUCGUGGGAAAGUCUUGGCGCGCUGAGGAAAGAACGACGUGACUGGGCUAUGUAUACCGCACAUGCUUUGGGUCGGAGGUGUAUUCUUGAAAACUGAUGUGUGCAUGUGGUGUUCCAAUGAGGGUGUUUCAAGGGGAGGCGGCUCCGAAGGGACUCUACAUGCUCCCCCCCCGACGCCGCUUGACAACACACUUCAUAACACGACACGCUUUAUA
Astrephomene gubernaculifera is the source of this 8910-nucleotide messenger RNA. NCBI's taxonomy places the organism in Eukaryota, Viridiplantae, Chlorophyta, Chlorophyceae, Chlamydomonadales, Astrephomenaceae. The record is from the annotation of a GenBank genome assembly.